ACCAACAGCUUUCCUCGCCGGAGUCCCCAACAAACCAAGAAACCCCUCCACUCUCCACCGCGCAGCAGCCAACCCACCGCCUCUGCUCUCCGGCGCCGGUGACCCAUGGACCAGUCCCACGACGGGCACCACGUGCGGCUGCGGAGCCCCGUGCACCGCACCCGCACCUACCUCCACGCCGCCGCCGACGGGGAGAGCGUCACCCUCAGCCAGGUCCGGGCCUCCAUGAACGCGGCGUGGGCGGUGCACAUCUACCACCGCGACGACGGCGACGGAGAGGCUUUCUACGACGACGACGGCCCGUACCUGCUCCUCCACAGCGCCGCCUACGGCCGCUACCUCGGCGCCACGGACGUGCCGGCGCGGCGAGGCCACCGCGGAUUCCGCGCGGAGCUGCGUGACUACGACCAGCCGGAGGUGGGGGCCAUCAUGUGGCGGGCCGUCGGGUCGGGCUUCGCGGGCAACGUCGUCCUGCUCCACCACGCGGGCGGCCGCUUCCUCCGCGUCAACGGCAGGUACCUUCCCUGGAACGCCGGCGUCAGCCUCGACGACGACGUCAACUCCAUGAUGCACUGGGUCGUCGAGCCCAUCCCCGCUAGAGAGGCUGGCAUGCCUGCCAUUCCUGGCCCGCCUCCGACUCGCCCAGGAAUGAGAUUCCUCUCCAACAUAUUCAUGCACCGGGGGGCGGGACAGCAGAUCGGGGGCGUCGAGCCCAUCCCGGGAGAGGCGGGUGGCUCCGGUGGCCGGACUCCGACUCUCGCAAGAUUCCUCUCCGACAUGUUCAUGGAUCCGGGACGGCGGAUCCGGUACACUCCGACGCUCGGCGGGGACUACCCCGAGGACAGCGCCGGCUGGGGCGAGUUCUGGUUCAGGGGGAGGUCCGUGUUCCGUCUGAGGGACCAGCUGGUGAUGCGCACCAGCAUCAACCUGUACUACCAGAACGUCGCCAUCUGCGUCCGAGCGGGCCGCUACGGGAGGCUGACCCCGCUCGUCGUCGACCUGCCCCACGGCGGCUACGGCGAGACCCUCGAGAUUGUCAUCCUCGAGGACGAGACUCGUGCCUACGAUGAUCUGCGACACCCAGACGUCGACGCGGAGUAGAGGAAGAUCAGAGCCGGUGUCCUGACUGUUCACAAGUUUCUCCACCUCGGGUUGGCAGCAGAACUGGACGCCUACUUUUGCCUAGAGAUAGAUAUAGAUUCAGAAACUCAGCAGCUCUCGUGUUCGCGGUUCUAUGAUUCAGAACUACUGAAAGCGUUGGGUCCAACGGCUGAACAAUAUUGUAGUGAUGCUGAAUGACAUUCAUCCCUGCGAUGUAAUUUUGACAGCUUCGUAGACAAUGCAUUUCGUGUAACUGGAAAAUGCAGUGGUUUGUGCAAUGAGCUUCAUUCCUUUUAGACUAUGCACUUCUCG
Molecule: messenger RNA, 1413 nt
Organism: Triticum aestivum (bread wheat)
Lineage: Eukaryota; Viridiplantae; Streptophyta; Magnoliopsida; Poales; Poaceae
Exons: 4
Coding region: 106-1101 (331 amino acids)
Source: RefSeq, a predicted model, not a curated record